This is a messenger RNA of Pangasianodon hypophthalmus (striped catfish), 960 nucleotides long. It is a transcript of the gene tyrobp, whose product is annotated as transmembrane immune signaling adaptor TYROBP. The record is from RefSeq and is a predicted model, not a curated record. The transcript has 5 exons. Gene Ontology annotation, biological process: negative regulation of transforming growth factor beta1 production; neutrophil activation involved in immune response; positive regulation of microglial cell mediated cytotoxicity. Gene Ontology annotation, molecular function: signaling receptor binding. The coding region runs from base 191 to 541 and encodes 116 amino acids. Lineage: Eukaryota; Metazoa; Chordata; Actinopteri; Siluriformes; Pangasiidae. Gene Ontology annotation, cellular component: cell surface.
CCAACAGACAAUGACACGUCUUCAGUGUUUGCUCAGUCCCUCACCACAGUGUAUCUUGAGAUUUCAGUCAACUGCAAGAACUGCAAGGCUCUUGUACACGGGAUUCUGGUUUAAACAGAGGCAAAUAUUUGUGCAUCCUUCAUAGGAGGAUAAUUAAUCAUACAAUUUGUUUUUUCUAAGUGUAGUCAUCAUGGGCUGGAUUCUGCACUCGAUGGCUCUUCUCACUGGACUUUUUGGCUGUGUGGCAGCAACUCAAGACUGUGGCACAUGCUAUCAGCUAAACAUGGGGGUUGUUAUUGGUAUCAUUACCUGUGAUAUAGUUCUCACACUUGUUAUUACUAUCUCAGUCUACUGUUUUGCAUCACAGGAAAAAAGGAAGAACAGCUUGCAUACACGUAAGAACUCCAGUGAGACAGACAAAGGAAAAUUUCGCCAGUCGUCAAGCAGACCAAAGGAGGUGGAAAUUACAGAGUCACCUUAUCAGGAACUAUAUGGAGUACAGUCAGAUAUAUACAGUGAUCUUCACCAGUAUCAGAAAUAAUGCUUCUACAGGUUAAAGGAUCUCUGUCGCUUAACAGCAACAAUUUAUAAGUUGACAAGGUCCAGAAUGCAAUUUUAGACAUUUCUGGCCUUUCUGUAAAUCUGUUACCUUGAAUCUUUGACUUUUAAAAUUAUUAUUAUUAUUAUUCACUAUAAAAUGUUUUGUCAGUGUGUGCCUGAGACAGCAGCUGUGAUUGGACCAGAAAGCCUAGAGGACAAGGCUGAGAAUUCAAAAAGUAAAUAUACCAAAUAUGGAUAAUAUGGACUUUGGCUUUUUUUUAUAUUAGUAAUCCUUAUGUUCAUCUAACCUUAAUGUGUCACGUAGUCAAAUAUGUAUCUAACUAUUGUAGCAAUGUUUGUAUAAAAUAUCUAUAUAAAAGAUUAAAAACACUUGUUGAAGAGCAACAAAGCGCACAUUUU